AUGGGAAGUGACAUUACAGGAUAUGACCUCCACACAGGAAAUGACCUAACAGGAAAUCCUUCCAACAGGACUUCCCCACUGCUGCUUGAACUGGUUUCUACAGCUGUCCAGAUCAGCGUGUCCUCAGCAUCGGCUUUGGUGGCCAUACCCCAGACCUUGUUGGUCUGGAAGAUUGUGGAGCUAGCUUCAAAAUGUGACCUUCAGGUCAGGCAUGUUACGAAGAAGCGGUGGGCGAGAUCGGUGGCGAACGAGCCGACGCCUAUAGACUGCGUGAUGAGCAGCUGGUCAUCCUGGAGCGGGUGUGACCCAUGUACGAAAAAGAGAUAUCGAUUUACUCAAAUGACCCAAGUGCCACAGUUCGGUGGUGAGCGGUGUGACAUCAUAGACCGCGAGGAGGAGUCAUGUGUGACCAGCAGCCUUUGCAGGAACAACAAGAGAUGUGAGGGCUUCCAGUGUGUGGGGUCUGGAAAGUGUAUCCCUCGACGACUGACGUGUAAUGGAGAUGACGACUGUGGAGAUUCCUCUGAUGAGAAGAACUGUAAGUCUAUCCGGAGUCCAUGUACAGAUAGGAUGGAGCAGUACUGGGCCAUUGAAAACCUGGCAUCCGGAUUAAAUCUGUUAACAAAUUUGCGUGAAGGACUUGUGUUGGAUCACCGCUACUACGGCGGCGGCUGCGCUCCACAUUACAUCCUGGGCACUCGGUUUAGAAAGCCGUUUAAUGUGGAAAGUUACAUCACUGACGCUAAAGGAGAAUACAAAUUCACACUCUCUGACCACGAAUCCUUCUCAGACUAUGAAAGAGAUUACCUGAGCGCUCAUGGAAAGCAAAGAAGCUUCGGCAUCGGCAUCUUCAUCCCCGGAGUGUUCGAGUUCGGAUUCAACUAUGGCAACAUGAAGUUUAAAAAGUACAUAGAGAGGACAAAGAGUUUUUCGCACACUCAAAGCUUAUUCAUCAGCGCUCGGUCGGAUUUGGAAGUGGCGAAAUACAAGCUGAAGUCCCGCGGAGUGAUGCUGCAUUCGGAGUUCUUCCAGAGGGUGAAGCAGCUGCCGGCGGAAUACGUCUACGGCGAAUACCGGGACCUUCUCAGGGACUAUGGAACACAUUACGUCACUGAGGCCACGCUGGGCGGAGUCUAUGAGUAUACCCUGAUCCUCAACAAAGAUCACGUGAAAAAAGAAGGUUAUUCCUUAAGUGACGUGAAGUCCUGUAUGAAUUUGGGAUUUAGUCUCGGCGGUAAUAUCGCUGGUAUUGUGUACAUAAGUGUUGGGAUGACGAACAACCAGUGCGGCGCACUUCUGAAGGAGAUUGGAGAUCCGACCGAAAAUAGAAAAAUUGUAGAAGAUUUUGUCGUUCUUCUACGUGGAGGAUCCAGCGAGCACGUGGCCACCCUCGCCUACAGGAAUCUCCCCACACCGGAGUUAAUGCAAGAGUGGGGGGACGCCGUGCAGUACAGUCCCGAAAUCAUAAAUAUUAAGACCAACCCUUUGUAUGAAUUAGUGACGCCGACGGACUUCAUCGGGUCCAACGUUCUGCAGGGGAACAUGAAACGCGCCCUGGAAGAAUUUGAAAAGGAGACCGCGUCCUGCCGCUGUGCCCCAUGCGAAAAUAAUGGCGUCGCAUUCUUUAAAGAGAAUCGCUGUGAAUGUGUUUGUCCAAACGGGUUCAAAGGGUCAGCUUGUGAAAUCACCAAAAGGCCAGCUCCCCCCAUUGAUGGAGUUUGGGGUUGUUGGUCCAGUUGGACGUCAUGUUCAGGAAGAGUCCAAACAAGACAACGACAGUGCAAUAACCCUUCACCGAGGAACGGAGGUCGGCCUUGUCCAGAGCCAUCCUCGGAGAGCAGAAGCUGUUAGCUGCCCCCUACUGGCCAAGGAAGACAUAUGGGGACGGCAGGUCUGCCACUUUGGGGGUGAUUGGUCUUUUUUUCUGGAAAAUGUGUCUGAAAUAACCCAAUAAAAUUCCACAAUUAGCUA
Messenger RNA from Rana temporaria (common frog), 1971 nucleotides. It is a transcript of the gene C8B, whose product is annotated as complement C8 beta chain. Gene Ontology annotation, molecular function: protein binding. The transcript has 16 exons. The record is from RefSeq and is a predicted model, not a curated record. The coding region runs from base 1 to 1851 and encodes 616 amino acids. Gene Ontology annotation, cellular component: membrane attack complex. NCBI's taxonomy places the organism in Eukaryota, Metazoa, Chordata, Amphibia, Anura, Ranidae. Gene Ontology annotation, biological process: immune response.